This is a messenger RNA of Bicyclus anynana (squinting bush brown), 2400 nucleotides long. RefSeq lists its product as uncharacterized. The transcript has 2 exons. NCBI's taxonomy places the organism in Eukaryota, Metazoa, Arthropoda, Insecta, Lepidoptera, Nymphalidae. The record is from RefSeq and is a predicted model, not a curated record. Bases 1 to 2208 code for a protein of 735 amino acids.
AUGAGUUUAAAAGAGCCAAAUUCGAGACUUACAAGAUGGCGCUUGAAAUUAACUGAAUACGACUUCGAAGUUGUCUAUAAACAGGGCAAAUAUAACACAAACGCUGAUGCUCUAUCUCGAAUUCAGUUAAAUGUCGAAGAAAUUAGUUCAAUAGCUGUAAACCCUUCCAUAAGGUCGGAUGACUCCAGAACCCUUACGGCUUCUGAAGGCACUGAUGAUUCUAGAACCAUCACAGUUCAUACUGAUGCGGAAAACCCCAUCUUGGAAAGUACUCCCCUGAGCAACAGGUUUACAUUAAAAAUCCCAUUGCUCCUAGACAAAAAUUGGCCCCACGCUAUACGCGUGACGAAAUCACUGCCAAUUUACCGAUACACAUUUACACUAAGAAAAGCCGAGGACCCGUUGCUAAGUCCCGACUUAAAAGAGUGCUUAAAAAUAAUCAAUUGUUACAGGGCUCAUCUAAUACUACUACUUCUCCUGCCAGUAACUGUAUGGACGCAGGAAGUAAAACUUGAGAACCUUGAUGAAGGCCCUGGUGUUUUGCCUUUCAAACUAGGUCCUACUAGAAUCAUAUCACACUAUCAUUCAUUCAUCCAAUCCAUUAACCUACAAGACAUCGAGACUAAAGUUAAUUCGGUAAUUAACCAACUAGAUGCCAUAGAACCAGUGCUUAGUAACAAAACUAACUCACUAUUUUCACCCCAUAUUCAGUACUUAACUAACAAAGCUUAUAGUGUGCUUGAACAAUUACAAAGCUUCGAAAUACAUCGUACAAAACGAGGAUUAGUAGAUGGACUUGGUAGUAUAGUUAAGAGUAUAACGGGUAACCUAGAUCAAACAGAUGCAUUGCAUUAUAAUCAAGCGAUUAAAGAUCUUAAAUCUAGCGAAAAUCAGUUAGUAACAGAAUUGAAUAAUCAGGUUAGCAUCUCUAAGGAAUGGAUGACUCAAUACUCGAACAUAAUAGAUAAUAUCACGAAAAAUCAGGUAAAAAUUGAACAGUUAAUUUACAAAAUUAGUCAGGCAGAUGCUACUCGUGACUAUAACCUAGUUAAAUAUGCACAUUUAGCACAAACAUUCUUAAUAAUCGACGACAACGUCGAUGCGAUUUCGCAAGAGAUACUUAGAUUGCAAAAUGUGUUAGCCUUUAUUAAAGUGUCGACUUUACAUCAUUCAAUUAUUCAGAGAAAAUCGCUUAAUAAUAUAUUCAGCAAGUUGCGAAGUUUGUAUAACAGCGACAAUAUAAUUGAGGUUGAUAUUAGAGAAUAUUAUGAAAUAAUUAGAGUAGGUUAUUAUUAUAAAGAUAAUAAAAUUAUUAUAGUUCUUAAAUUCCCAAUAGUUCUUCCUCAAAUAUAUACCUUGUUUAGAUUAUCUAUGAUUCCUAAUAAGUUCAAUGAAAUCCUUAUAUCUCCUUCCCCAUUCCUGGCAAUAUACGACAAAGAAUUCAGGUACAUAGAGGCUGAAUGCCCGAAGACCAGCAAGUGGUACAUCAGCUACGAGAACAGCGGAAUGCAGAACCGAGAUACUGAAGAUUGCAUCCAUCAACUCAUCACUGAGCAACAGAAGCUAACAACGUGCAAAGCGGCUCGAGUAACUAUUCAUCGCCCAGCUUAUGACGAGCUCGACGAGAAACACUAUACUAUGCACUUUCCCACACCCUCUAAAGUGCGUGUAUCCUGCGGACAGGAUCUCUUCAAAGAAUUAAAAGGAAGCUACCUUGCAACUAUUCCGAAGAGUUGCUCUAUUACUACAUCAGACUUCGUCAUCUCAAAUAUGAACGAUCACAUUGAAGGCCAAGUACUAAAGAUUAUGGAUAUAACUUCAGAGGAAUCACCGCAGCUGCAAUCACCAACUUCAAUAGAGUUAAAUACCAUCAACCUUAAUCAUCUACAUGAGAUCAACACAAAAGUUUCAGCGCAGCAUCCGAUAAAUAUAAAGUUAGAAGCAACCGAAAGCAGUAUAUACCACACAACCAUACCACUAUAUCUCAUAAUCGUGGGAAUUGGUGUGUCCUUUAUUGCGUUCCUGAUUUAUAAGAAAUACUGGCGUAUCCAAGAAUCUAUUAAAGAAGCACCAACGGAAAUUGUAGUCCCUGAAGUCAGAACAAGGUUUGACCCUGAUCAACCCCCAGCUUCCUUCACAUCAAAGGUGUUCAGGCGCUGUUCUACGGGGGGAGGUGUUACGCGAGGCAACCCUGCAGCGAGUACGUGAGGCAGCCCUUGCCAAAAGUGCAAGAUUGCACCCAUUGUUCGGCCGCAUUCCUUUGUAUGAGCGUCACCUACUCUUUCACAAUAUGUAAUAAUUAUUUUAACACUUUUACUCCCAACUUUGGAGUAAACAGGCACUUACUUGUAACUUAGCUGUAGUUUUUAAUAUUAAAUCUAAUCAUAAGUCAAAUUUGGG